Cyclopterus lumpus (lumpfish) is the source of this 2761-nucleotide messenger RNA. It is a transcript of the gene e2f3, whose product is annotated as E2F transcription factor 3. Bases 374 to 1363 code for a protein of 329 amino acids. The record is from RefSeq and is a predicted model, not a curated record. Gene Ontology annotation, biological process: regulation of transcription by RNA polymerase II. Gene Ontology annotation, cellular component: RNA polymerase II transcription regulator complex. Gene Ontology annotation, molecular function: RNA polymerase II cis-regulatory region sequence-specific DNA binding; DNA-binding transcription factor activity, RNA polymerase II-specific; protein dimerization activity. The transcript has 7 exons. Lineage: Eukaryota; Metazoa; Chordata; Actinopteri; Perciformes; Cyclopteridae.
GAAUCGCAAGCUUCGCGCGAGGAAUGCCCUCGCGCUCGGCUGGGCUCUCGCGUCACCUUGGUUACGAUUUUUAUUAGUGGAGAUACAUUUCCUUCGGACGGAGAUUAAUACGGCGCGAUGUGACGUUAUAUUGCACGAGCGGUAGUAACGGUACCGGGACAACAUGAGAAAACAGGGUUUCCUCAAUGUCGGUGGGCUCACGCGGGGGGGAAGACCUCCACCGUAACACUGUCCUGCCUCGGGAGAACCGGGGGAGUGAAAACCUCGGUGCUCUCGAGCCGAACCAGCCAACUGACGGGCAAAGAGAAGGCUGGAGCUGGAAGCCGGUGACCCCCAGGGCCUCCAUGAUGGUGACUGGAUCUCCAAAAAGCAGAUGGCCUCUGUGUCUGAAGCAGGAGGAACGGCUCCCGCUCCCGCCCCCAAUCCCAUAGUGCGCAAGUCCCUGUUCGCGAAGUCGCGCUGCGACACCUCGCUCGGCUUCUUGACGCAGAGGUUCGCGGCGAUGCUGAGUCGCUCCGCCAACGGGGUGUUGGACCUGAACCUCGCCGCGCAGGAGCUCAAUGCCCCCAAGAGACGCGUCUACGACGUCACCAACGUCCUGGAGGGGAUCCAGCUCAUCAAAAAGAAGUCCAAGAACUUCGUCGAGUGGAUGGGCGGUGAAGUGAACGUGCACAUGGAUCAAGAGCUGAAGGCUCUCGUUGAGGAGGAGAGGAGGCUGGACGAGUUGAUCCAAAGCUGCACAAAGCAAGUUCACCAACUGUGCGAGAACCAAAACACUCAGAGGUUCGCCUAUUUGACCUACGAGGACGUCCAAAGGAUUCCCAGCUUGAAAGAACAGACUGUGAUUGUGAUCAAAGCCCCCGCAGAGACCAAACUGGAGGUGCCGCACCCAGAAGAGAGCCUCCAGGUCCACCUCAGCAGCACACAGGGGCCCAUCGAGGCGUUCCUCUGCUCCGAGGACCCCGUGCCGAUGGACGUCACUGACGGCUCCGUCGCCAACAGAGGCCACUCGAACCCCUCGGCCAAUGGGAACAGCGCUGCGCCCCUCGUGCCUUACUCGUCCUUCGUCCAGGUGUCUUCCAAAGACAACGCGAUCCGUACUUCCGGAGUUGAUAUUAUCUCCAGCCCGUCCGAGCCGACGCAACACUCAUCGCCCGUCACUGUCACCCCCGUCUCACCCAUGCACACCUUCCUCCCACCCACCUCUGGAGAUCAGCAGAGCUUUGUUACCCUCACUCCGCCUCUAGCGCUCUCCCUCAGCGGGGAGGAGUACCUCCUGAGCCUGAAUGAGGAUGAGGGCAUCACUGACCUCUUCUCGUCUUUCGACCUGGACCAAUUGCCCCUAGACCUGCCCCUUCUCUGAGCAGCUGCUUUUUGGGAAUUCGAUAAGUUUGGAGGCGAUUGCCACCUUCUCACAAACCGGAUAUCAAGGGGACACGAUACAAAGGGGGAAUUUUUUUUAAUUUUUUUUUUUACAAUUUACAUUUACAUUUUCCUAUCCUGGACAAUGUGACUGUGAUUUACUGAUGCUCAGGUAUGUGGAGGAUGGCUUCCUCGUCGUCUGCAGGACUUGGACUGACAUGCAUGCCGUUUAUAAAACAAUCGCUUUAUUUCAGAGCUUUAAUCUGUCGGGGCGUCCUCAAGUGUCCUUCUCCAGGUCUCAGUGCCUCAGUGCAGGGGGUGUGGGGGGGGUUGUUCUUGACCGUGCCACCGGAAAGAUGACAUUAUGCAUUGUGACCACGUGAUUAAAGGCAUUAGAAAUGACUCGCACCUAAAAUCUCGGUAUCGGCCGAUACUGUGUCUUUGUUGUAUAAAUUAUGACUCAUGUGUGGAAAUCCCCCCGGACUCAUUUUUAGGUAAAGGAACAUGAAGUCGGGGGUUUGCUGGCGCACUAAAAAAAACCGACUUGGUGGACCGCGUGAAUGUCUGAAUGAAAGUGUCAUUACACCAAAAAUGUUUCUAAUGUCAAAGCGACACUGACGUUGUCAUUCUAGGAUUUAAUGUCGACAUCGAUCCGCCCGUUUUUAAAAGCCCGACCGUCGUCUCCGGUCGUGGCUGCGUCGUUUUUUUUUCUCAGGGCUCUCCGGUAGCUUUCUCGACGGUAGCAGAGGCCGUAGCAGAACCGUCGACUUCGAAGAGCCCAGUUCAGAGUGUCGGUUUUUAUCGUCAAAGUAUUAUUAAAGACGCACGGGAACGUUAAAAGGUGAUCGCCACGCAACUGGAAAACUCGUGCGGACGAUCGAGUGCCUUAAGAGUCGGUUUUCUUUUGGCGUGACGGCCGCUCCGAUUCCCCCCUCGUGUUCCCCGUGGACGUCGGCGCUGUUGCUCUUUGCACUGUUAGCUGCUAGCCGCCCGGGUCCACUCACCCAUGGAUAUGCUCUAAACGUGGAGUAUGGCUCCGUUAAUGUGGCAUUUGAUUUGAGUAAGAUUUAAAAGAGAUGAAGAGGGGUUGAUGAAGACCUGUGAAGGAUCCACAGCGGUUCAAAGUACAGAUACCGUUUUCUCCAUUAAGAUGUUUUGUGUUCGUCUUUUUAGUUUUUGUAUGGUAAUGAUAUUUGAACAUAAUUUGAAUGUGUUUUGAAAUCGUCUGUGAUUGACUGACUGGUGGAUUUAUUUUUGUUUACUUGCUCAAAUGUUGUGUUUUAAACCACGGCAAAGCAGAGGAAAGAAAAGACACGAGGAAAGAAAAUGUUUCUUUUAAUGUUUUUUCUUUUUUACUUCUUCACCGAACAGUCAAAUGUAUCGAUAAAUAAUAAAAGAA